GUGCAUUUUUUCCACUAAGGUGAGGCGACUUCCACUUACAACAGUUACAGUCUGAAGAAAAUGAAGAUGAUUCACCUGAUAGACGGACUGUCCCUCAGGUCACAGCUCACUGAGUUCAGUGCUUUGGCUGUUCAUUAUGCUGUUGCCUUCCUUCUCAUGACGCACUCAUGUAUUGGUCAGUCUGGGAUGAUUAGUCUGUCUCAGCCAAUAGUGGCAACGGUUGGUGAUGACAUAAUUUUGCCAUGUCGUCUGGAACCUGCCGUGGAUGUGGUAUCUAGGGCUGUGGAGUGGGCAAGACUCGACCUGAACCCCAGGUUUGUCCAUGUGAGACGAGACGGUGUGGAGCUUUUGAUUGACCAGAAUCCGUCCUACUUGGGGAGGACAUCGAUCCCAGUCGACAAACUGAAGUGUGGGGACGUGUCAUUGAAACUCUCUAAACUGAAACUGUCUGAUAAUGGAACAUACAGAUGUUACAUUCCUGAGCUGAAAAAAGGCUUUACUGUUCAGCUUAUUGUUGGUGUUUUCUCUUCCCCAAGCAUCAGCAUUGCCAGAGAUAGCGGAGCUGCAGUGAUGUUAGACUGUAAGUCUGCAGGCUGGUAUCCAGAGCCUGAGGUGUUGUGGCUGGACGGUGAGGGAAAGCUCCUCUCUGCUGGACCUACAGAGACAGUCAGAGGUCCUGAUGACCUCUAUACUGUCAGCAGCAGAGUGACUGUGGAGAAGAGACACAGCAACAGCUUCACCUGUAGAGUCCAUCAGAGGAACAUCAGCCUGACAAGAUACACACACAUCCAUGUUGCAGAUAAUGUCCUCGUGGUCCCAUCUUGCUUCACUGUUCGUGUCAGCAUUAGCCUGGCUGCUUGCUUCAUUUCUGUCCUCACAGUCAUCUUUAUUGUGAAGACAUGCGGACUGAACAAGACCAGUGCGCCCCAUGAGAGCAUACAGACUGAACUUGGAAAAAGAGAGAAGAUCCCAGCAUCCAGAACCACCACGGAGCGUCAGUCCAUGACUGAAGGAACAAACAGAGAGAAGCUCAUGGGAGAAGGGAAUGAGAAAGCUGAUGGUUUGGACGAGACGGACACAGACCUCAAGGGAGGCUUACUGGGGGCACAUUUAGACCAGGUAAUUAGGAACUUGGAGGACCAGAAGACUGCUCUGGAAAAACAGAUAGAUAAACUCAAGUCAGGACAGCUGGAGGUGCAGAAACAGAUAUGGGAGCGCGAGAAGAAGCUUGAGAAUCCUGCCUCAUUUGACAGAGAGAGAAAACAACAGAAGCGUGAAGCAGCAAAAAAGGAACUAGAGAAGAGAAAACAAGAACAUGACGAACUGCUACAGACCAUGGAGACUCUACUGGAGACAACAAAGGAGGUAAUUACUAAUAUGAAACAAAUAAAGGAAAAACUAGAGAAGGAUAAGUAACAAAUAAAUAAACAUCUGAAGGAGAAACAGACAAAUUUACAUUGAGGAAAUAAUUAAGGCUGAGCAGUCAAACAAAAAAGCAACAGACAGACCAAAAAGGUCAUUCAUCAGGUACAAAUAUUGAUUUUGUAUUUCUUGAUCUACAACUAAAAAUCAAACUGUUAAAAGGCAUAAAAAAGCAAAACAAAACCAGGAGAAGGCUAUUCAAAUGUGUGAUUUGUUUAGAUACAUUGUAAACAGGUUAAAGCCGCUUUUUUGUUUCUUCUUUUCAGAUCAGACAAAAUCUCUCAGUUUCAGUAACUAACUUGUCAGAAUAUAUUGUUAAUCAGAUUUUUACUCAGAUUUUGAUUUUGUAAUAACCAAGUAUGCUAACACUUCUGUCUUUUUCAACUGUAUAAUAUUGCUUAAAAUGUGAGAAUAAAGUUUUGUAUUUCC
This is a messenger RNA of Epinephelus lanceolatus (giant grouper), 1851 nucleotides long. RefSeq names its product butyrophilin subfamily 3 member A2-like. Lineage: Eukaryota; Metazoa; Chordata; Actinopteri; Perciformes; Serranidae. The record is from RefSeq and is a predicted model, not a curated record. Gene Ontology annotation, molecular function: signaling receptor binding. Gene Ontology annotation, biological process: regulation of cytokine production; T cell receptor signaling pathway. Gene Ontology annotation, cellular component: external side of plasma membrane.